UCCACGAUCACUCUCCAUCGAGUAAACUCUAAAGGCUGGAGCAGAAGCAAGCUACGGAGACCAGACGAUUCCAUUCUGAGAGAGAAGAAAGACGAACAAUGGCUUCUUCUUCUUCUUCCUCGUUGUCAUCGCCGUCGCCGUUUGAUUUCUCGGCUUUACCGGUCAUGUCGCUCAGGGAGAGAAUCGUCGAGAAAAUCCGUCAGAAUCGCGUCACGCUUAUCAUCGGCGAAACUGGCUGUGGGAAGAGCUCUCAAAUUCCUCAGUUUCUUUUGGAAGAAGACAUGGGGCCCAUUCUUUGUACGCAACCUAGGCGUUUUGCUGUUGUUGCCAUUGCGAAUAUGGUUGCUAGAGCUCGUAACUGUAACGUGGGAGAAGAGGUUGGAUAUCAUAUAGGUCAUUCAAAGCACUCCUCGGAAAAAUCGAAGAUUGUUUUUAAAACUGCUGGGGUUUUGUUGGAGGAAAUGCGCGAUAGGGGUUUAAAGGCACUCGAUUACAAGGUGAUUGUACUCGAUGAAGUGCAUGAAAGAUCAGUGGAGUCUGAUCUUGUUCUUGUGUGCGUGAAGCAGUUUCUGUCGAAGCACCAUGAUCUGAGGGUGGUAUUGAUGUCAGCAACUGCUGAUAUUGGAAGGUAUAGGGAUUAUUUCAAGGACCUUGGUAGAGGCGAACGUGUUGAAGUGCUUGCAAUUCCUAAUUCAAACCAAAAAUCUUUUUUUGAACGAAAAGUUUCAUAUCUCGAAGAGGUUACUGAAUUACUUGGGAUCGAGUCAGAUCUACAAUCUUCUAGAUAUUGUAAUGGCUUCAGCCCUUCUACAUCUUCUGCGGAAAUUAAGCCUGAAGUACACAGACUUAUUCACAAUCUAUUGUUGCAUAUUCAUAAGAAUGAGUCUGAUAUUGAAAAGAGUGUCUUGAUUUUUCUUCCUACGUAUUAUACCCUGGAGCAACAAUGGCAUCUUCUGAAGUCUCUUAGUUCUUUUAAGGUUUAUAUUUUACAUAGCAGUAUUGACAUCGAAGAAGCACUGACAGCUAUGAGGAUUUGGAAGUCACAUCGGAAGGUAAUAUUAGCAACAAAUAUUGCCGAAUCAUCCGUCACAAUACCAAAAGUAGCAUAUGUAAUCGACUCAUGCAGGUCUUUACAAGUGUAUUGGGAUAAUAAUCAGAAAAAGGACACUGCACAGGUUGCCUGGAUUUCUAAAUCUCAGGCUGAGCAGCGUAGAGGAAGGACUGGUCGAACCUGUGAUGGGCAAGUUUAUCGAUUGGUAACAAGAUCAUUUUACCACAACUUUGAAGAUUUUGAACGACCGGAUAUCCUGAGGUUAUCAUUGAGGCAGCAAGUACUUUUAAUUUGCUCGACAGAAUCCAAAGCAAUUAAUGAUCCAACUGUCUUGCUGCAGAAAACUCUUGAUCCACCUGCUGCCAAUGUUGUUGAAGAUGCAUUGAGUCUGCUUGUUCACAUGCAAGCACUUAAAAGAUCUCCAAGAUGCCGAUAUGAACCUACAUAUUAUGGAAGUCUACUAGCCAGUUUCUCAUUGUCAUUUGAUUCUUCUGUGCUGAUACUCAAGUUUGGGGACAUUGGAAUGCUCCACGAGGGAAUUUUGCUAGGCAUAUUAAUGGAUACACAGCCUUUACCUGUACUUCGUCCUUUUGGAGAGAAUAAUUUGUAUGCAGACUACAUAAAAAGCUACUUUGAUGGAGAAAGCAUUGAUACAAUUCAACUUGGCUUUAAAGAAAUGGCAUUGUUGGGAAAUUUGCAUGCAUUCCACUUCUGGGAAAGAGUUUAUAAGGAUAAGAUUCGAGUUGAAUAUUUGAACAAACUUGUAAAUCCAAAUAAAAUGCAAAAUACCACAUCUCCACCUUCCAAGAAUGAAGAAGAAUGGUGUUCUUUUCACAGACUUGUGCAUUCAUCUCUAAAUCACGUCUCUGAAAUGUAUGAAGAUAUCAUACAUACGUUGCACCAGUUUCGACCCAGAUUUUUGGGUAUGUGUGACAUUCUAAGAUCAUCCUAUGCUCCUACUCAGUUUCAGCAUUCAUGUGUUCUUAAAUGUCUCGAGAAUGGAGAUGACCAGUCAAGUGAAUCAAGAACCUGUGUGUCUCUACCUUAUGUUGCUUCCAGCUAUUCUCGGACUAAUCAAGUAGCCGGGAAGUUGGUAGAUGUGAUCAAACAGAUGAAAGUUCUGUAUGCGAAAGAACCAAACAAUCAGUCCUUAAGUUCUAUGAACGAUGGUUUUAAUGUCCAUAAUGGGACCUCUCUUUGUGUUUACUUUCUCAAUGGAUCCUGCAACCGAGGCGAUCAGUGUUUAUUUUCUCACUCACUUCAAUCAAAGAGAGCCACUUGCAAGUUUUUCUUCUCUCUCCAGGGUUGUCGAAAUGGAGACUCUUGUUUCUUUUCUCAUGAUCAGAGUCCAUCAAAAUCUCUUUCACUUAAAUCAACUUUAUGCCUGCCAGAAGAUGCCAAUGCUCAUGCUUCAACGCUUGAAAAAUAUUUUCCUAAAUCAGGUGGACGCAUUCUUGUCAUGGACGACGCUGGGUUUCAUUUCUCAUCAAACUUGGCAUGCCACUGUGAUCCAUCCAAAAUAAUUUGUACAACUAACCUUUCAUAUUCAGAUAUCUAUGAUGCUUCAUUAGAUGACGCAAAAAAAUUCUGGGAACUUUCCCACCCUGAUGAAACCAUCAUUUCCAAUGGGAAAAAUCAAAUUCCCUGGCAUGAUGUUAAAUGUAUAUUGUGGUUUCCACGUUUCGCGAGUUCAAAGGAAAAUUUGGACAUAGAGAAGAUCCUGUUGCAGAAUUUCUUUGAUCUUCUGGCCAUCCGGAUAUUGGCCGAUGCACUUCAUGGGGUUCAAGUUAUUCUUACCAUGAAUAACAUCAGAUUUUCACAACUGCAGGUUGAGAAGUUGGGGAGAGAGAGCUUUUUCUUCCUAAGCGAGUCAUUCCCAUAUGACGAAAGAAGCUUUGGGGAGUUGCCAGACAAGCUAACGACUAAAAGGGGGAUGUUGACAUCAAAGCCGGUCUCCUAUGUUUUCGACUUGCAACCACCUAGUAGCGUCCUGUUUGGUAACUAUCGAGCAACACUUCGUCAAUGCCUAUACGAUGUCGAAAGAGAUGUAAAGGAGAUCUCUCUGGUUCGUCCUCAGUCUCUUUGUUGAUAUAGGUAUGGGAAUUUUAUUUUUGUCUAUAGCAUCUUGCCUUGAUUCUACGUAUUUGAAGAAUUGAAGGUCACUUAAAUUAUAAAUGAUCAAGUGAAGUUAAUGGCUUAUUUCACGUGCAACUUAGGAAAAUUGAUUGAAAGUAGAAUGCUUGUGAUUAGUAUGGCUUGUGAAUAGUUUUAGGGAUUGGGUUUGGAGAAGAGAGUAUUAUUAUGUUUUAAUAUUGAAAUUUGUAGAAAAGUGCUGCAAAUGUUUAUACACACUGAUAGCGAGGAAGGAUAAAUUCAUCUAAAAAUGAGAUUGGGUGAAUUUUGUUUUUUGUUUU
Messenger RNA from Benincasa hispida (wax gourd), 3465 nucleotides. Its product is annotated as zinc finger (CCCH type) helicase family protein. Gene Ontology annotation, molecular function: metal ion binding; RNA binding; helicase activity. The record is from RefSeq and is a predicted model, not a curated record. Gene Ontology annotation, cellular component: intracellular anatomical structure. NCBI's taxonomy places the organism in Eukaryota, Viridiplantae, Streptophyta, Magnoliopsida, Cucurbitales, Cucurbitaceae.